Hemibagrus wyckioides is the source of this 4716-nucleotide messenger RNA. RefSeq names its product importin 13b (gene ipo13b). The record is from RefSeq and is a predicted model, not a curated record. Gene Ontology annotation, cellular component: nuclear membrane; cytoplasm. Gene Ontology annotation, molecular function: small GTPase binding. The coding region runs from base 389 to 3301 and encodes 970 amino acids. Lineage: Eukaryota; Metazoa; Chordata; Actinopteri; Siluriformes; Bagridae. The transcript has 21 exons. Gene Ontology annotation, biological process: protein import into nucleus.
AGAGAGAGAGAGAGAUAGAGAUAGAGAUGGGAGGCGGCACCACGGCUUUUUAGUAACACUGCAACAUUGAGAAUAGUCACAGCCCGGCUUUUAUGAACAUUUCAUUACCUUCGUAGGUAAUAAUGCGGAAAACUGUCCUAUAAUGAGGACACACAGAGACAGAGGUCCAGAUCUUGGGCGUUUAGAGUAGAAUAGAGAGAAGAAGAAAAAAACAUGGCUGAGCAAUGCUAGCUUCUCACGCGCUAGCUAAAGACAGCGCCUCGAGACUCCUGUUCAGCUAGCUGAUUUAUCCCUGGCAAAAUACUGAAAGAAGAAGAAUAGCGUAAAAGCUUCGAGUUAUAAAAUACAAACAAACAAACUGAAGACGUAGCUGUGUUUAAUAUCUGUCAUGUUCGCCUGUUCUGGCUCGGCGCUUACAGACAGCAUGGAGACACCGGCUAGGACAGCAGCGAGCACCGCCGACUUCACCGUGGACAACGUAGAGAAGGCUCUGCACCAGCUGUAUUAUGACCCCAACAUUGAGAAUAAGAACCUGGCUCAGAAGUGGCUGAUGCAGGCUCAGAUCUCUCCUCAGGCCUGGCAGUUCUGCUGGGCUCUACUCAGUCCUGACAAGGUCCCUGAGAUCCAGUACUUUGGCGCCAGCGCCCUACACACUAAGAUCUCACGCUACUGGAGCGACAUCCCUGCCGAGCAGUACGACACCCUCAAGACACAGCUUUUCUCCCAGAUUGCGCUGUUCGCCUCAGGCUCUAAAAUCGUGCUUACUCGACUGUGUGUAGCCCUGGCUUCACUGGCACUUAACACUAUGCCCGAGGCAUGGCCUGGCGCCGUCUCUGAGAUGGUGCGAGUCUUCCAGGAGGAGGGGAGCACCGUGGACGGUCGCGCUCGCUGCCUGGCACUGCUGGAGCUCCUCACCGUGCUGCCUGAGGAGUUCCAGACCAGCCGGCUGCCUCAGUACCGCCGGGGGCAGGUGCGGGGUGCUCUGGGCCGAGAGUGGGCGUAUGUUUAUCCUCUGCUCCAGCAGCUACUGCGCCAAGCCGACUCUCCGGCGCCGGUGAAGGCACGUGCACUUAAGUGCCUGUCCAGCUGGGCCUUGCUGGAUGUGCCGCUCAGCGAGAGCGAGGGUCUGCUGGAAGCCGGCUUUGCCGCGCUGAAUGACCCUGAACUUUUUGAUGCUGCCGUGGAGGCCAUCGUCAAUGCCAUCUCACAGCCUGACUCCCAGAGGUAUCUGAACACUUUACUGAAGUUGGUUCCGCAAGUGCUGCAGCUGCAGGAGCAACUACGAGAAGCCGUACAGAACGGAGAUAUGGAGACGUCACACGGGAUCUGUCGCAUCGCUGUCUCGCUGGGAGAGAACCAUUCCAGGGCUCUCCUGGAGCAGGUGGAGCACUGGCAGAGUUUCCUGGCCCUGGUCAAUAUGAUUAUGUUCUGCACCGGCAUCCCCGGCCACUACCCUGUCAAUGAGACCACAAGCUCUCUCACACUGACGUUCUGGUACACUCUGCAGGAUGACAUCAUGUCAUUUGAGGCCGAGAAGCAGGCAGUGUAUCUGCAGGUUUACAGACCUGUGUAUUUCCAGCUGGUGGACGUACUGCUACACAAAGCCCAGUUCCCUAGUGAUGAGGAGUACGCCUCCUGGUCAUCUGAUGAGAAGGAGCAGUUCAGGAUCUACAGGGUGGACAUCUCUGACACCCUGAUGUACGUCUAUGAGAUGCUGGGAGCAGAGUUGCUUAGUAACCUGUAUGACAAGCUAGGCAGACUGCUUACCAAUGUAGAUCAACCAACAUCCUGGCAGCACACAGAGGCUUUGCUGUAUGGUUUCCAGUCCAUAGCAGAAACGAUAGAUGUGAACUACUCCGAUGUCAUUCCCGGCCUGAUCGGCCUCAUUCCUCGAAUCAACAUCAACAACGUCCAGCUUGCAGACACGGUCAUGUUCACUAUAGGAGCUUUGGCAGAGUGGCUAGCGGAUCACCCAGUGAUGUUGAGCAGUGUGUUGCCGCUGGUGCUUCAGGCAUUAGGGAAUCCAGACCUUUCCAUCUCUAGCGUUUCCACCCUGAAGAAGAUCUGCAGGGAAUGCAGAUGCGACCUGCCACCCUAUGCUACGAACAUCGUUGCCGUGUCACAGGAAGUGCUUAUUAAACAGAUCCACAAGACGAGUCAGUGUAUGUGGCUGAUGCAGGCUCUAGGUUUUCUGUUAUCUGCACUGCCAGUGGAGGACAUUCUGCACAAUCUGCACUCUCUCAUCACACCCUACAUCCAGCAGCUGGAAAAACUGGCUCAUGAGACACCAAACCCUUCAAAUAAACUGGCUAUCAUCCACAUUUUGGGCCUGCUGUCGAACCUCUUUACUACCCUGGACAUCACCAAGCAGGAAGAGGAAUCUGGAGAAGGUGCACCGCCGGUCAAAUCCAGCCCACCUCAAACUGGCCCCAAUCCUGUAGUGGUGGUGUUGCAGCAGGUUUUUGCCCUCAUUCAUACAGUCCUCAGUAAAUGGCUGAACGACUCUCAGGUUGUAGAGGCUGUGUGCGCUAUCUUUGAGAAGUCAGUGAAGACUCUACUGCAUGACUUUGCACCCAUGGUGUCUCAGCUGAGUGAGAUGCUGGGUCAGAUGUACAGCACUAUCCCACAAGCCUCUGCACUGGACCUGACACGUCAGAUGAUGCAUAUAUUUGCCAGUGAGACGGACCACUUUCCCCCAAUCAAAGCCCUGUUUGAACUGGUCACCUCGGUCACACUCACCAUCUUCCAGCAAGGGCCCAGGGAUCAUCCUGAUAUUGUUGAUUCAUUUAUGCAACUCCAAGCUCAGGCUCUCAAACGGAAGCCCGAUUUGUUUUUAUCCGAGAAUCUUGACGUGAAAGCAGUGUUCCACUGUGGAGUUCUGUCACUCAAAUUCCCAGAAGCCCCUACUGUCAAGUCUACCUGCCUCUUCUUUACGGAGUUGCUGCCACACUGUGCAGAUGUGCCUCCUGUGGGCCAAGUCGUGCAUGAAAAUGGGAAACUCCUAUUGCUGGCUGUGUUGGAGGCGAUCGGUGGUCAGUCUUCACGCAGUUUAAUGGACCAGUUUGCAGAGGUGUUGUUCUCCAUGAAUAAGCACUGUUUCAGUCUCCUCACUGUGUGGCUCAAAGAGGCCCUACAGUCUCCGGGCUUUCCCUCAUCCCGAGUCUCUGAUGAACAGAAAGACACAUUCAGCCAGCAGAUCCUUAGGGAGCGAGUGAACAAGCGACGUGUGAAGGACAUAGUGAAAGAGUUCACUUUGGUGUGUCGAGGGCUGCACGGCACCGAGUACGCAGCAGAGUACUGAGCGCUGAAGCCCAAAGUGAUCCGAUUCCUAGCAGCCCCCCCCCACUGGAAAUCCAUACCUAAAUAAUAGCAUAAUGAAAGCCUUGACAGAUGGAUAUUGUUCAGAGCAUGCAGUGUGAGGACCUGAGGAGGGCACUUUCUUUAAUAUGUUGUUUUGUUUUUGUUUUGUUUUCUUUCUCUUCCCCUGUCUCUUGCUCUCGCCAGGUCUUUUUUUUGGAUCCUCUUGGAAAGUGGCCAGUGCUGCUUUAUCUAAGCAGUACAUUUCAUCAAUCUUCCUCACCCUUUCUCCCCUCUCCACUAUUUCAGCAUGUGCGUUGUUAACUUUCACCUCCCCUUCUCACGCUCUCGAUCUUCCGUGGCUCCUAAGCUGUUUCCUUGUGAUGAUUUGCAGAAUUUAUCAACAAAUGGAAUUAGUGGUAGUUAAAUGUUUUAUUUUGUAAAGAUACUGAUAUCUAAAGUAUAUAUAUAUCCACAUAUAUAAACUCCUAUAUAUCUCUCAGACUGCGGGACGUGUGCGAGUCCUUAUGGACACUGCUGCUGACAAAGAGAGGGACCAAUAAUUUUUCUCUGUGGCUUUAUAUCUUCACAUCUGUAUAAUCUAACUAGCCUCCACUCACAACAUGAUUCUGUGGGGGGGGGGGGUUUGUGAACUUUGUCAUGGUCUUUUUUUUAACGAUUGAAAAUGUAUUAUUUUAAUAUAUAUAAAAUUAGCAGCAUGCACGAGGCUGGUUAGAGCUGAUUUUACAGACACGCCCUCGUUAAAUCAUGAAAACGGCCCCUGUGUAUGAUGUCCUCUGGGGAAAGCUGCUGGGAGCCCAUAACAGCUGUGAAACACACAUGUAGAUGUCCUCGUGUGUCUUUUUGGAUAGAAACAACAUCCAGAACGUCACAUGAAGAGAGGACGGAGGUCAACUGUGAUCGUUUAUUUCGGACGUGAACAGACACUAUUUUGUGUGUGUGUGUGUGUAGAUAUGUAUGCGCACACGCAUGUGCCGUUGUACACUUGCUUGUCCAAAUCGCAGCUUCUGUACACUGUUGAGUGCACUUAAUAUGGAACUGAACACAAUCUAUACUACAAAUCCCCUCGUGUUUGCCAUUUAAAGCCCCUGAAUAGGACACUUCGGUGGCUGGGUGUCUCUCUCUGUCCCUGUCUACUGCCCAGUUGCUGCCUGCGAACAUGUAGCAUGAGUGUUUUUGUUUUUGGGCAAGGGAAAUGGGCAUGCAGCAACAGAAUGUGUUGUGUGCACUUGGCAAGUGAGGACCCUUCCUCAUCCUGCCAUUUUGUUUACCAGUGAUGGAUAUAUAUAUUAGAAAAGGGGAGGGGGGAGAUAAAAAAAAAAAAGAGGACAAAUGUACACAAGUUUGCGUUUUUCUUUUGUACCUUGUUUUAAUUUAUUAAAUAUAUCUAAGAUGGCA